AUCGAAAAGGUUAACACUGAUCAGGAUGCUGUUCUUAUGGAAACAAAUGAAAAUAACAAUGCAGAUGAUAAUACAUCUACAACAACCACUACGAAAAUACUCAAAAACAAAUCUAAUAAGAAGGAACAAAAUCAUAUCAGAUCGUCAGAACCUUCGAGAAAAAGGGAUCUGUUAUCAGACAAUGAAACAAAAGGUGGUCAUCACCAAGAGUAUUAA
Molecule: messenger RNA, 216 nt
Organism: Scutellospora calospora
Lineage: Eukaryota; Fungi; Glomeromycota; Glomeromycetes; Diversisporales; Gigasporaceae
Source: the annotation of a GenBank genome assembly